AUGCACGUAUCAUUUACUUUAACAAUCUUCACAGCAUUAAUGAACAUCAUCAAAAGCAGUAUUUCGGACAACGGAAUUCUCGGUGAUCCAUAUGUUUACUGUGGCGACAAUUAUAUUGAAGUGCAAUUUGAAACACGGAAUACUUUCAAAGGGGUAAUAUUUGUGGAAGACCAUUUAGAGGAUCCGUCAUGUCGUUCAAUUGGCUCUGAAAAAGUGGACGAUAAAGGACGAAAUGCAUCCAUUAAAAUCGGAUUCAAAAGUUGUGAUAUUGAGAGAAAGCGAUCGACUAACCCACGUGGUUUGUAUAUAACAACGUCACUUUUUCUGGCAUUCCAACCAGAUUUUCUCACCAAAAUUGACCGUGUUUAUGUGGUGCAGUGUUUAUAUAUGGAAAUAGAAAAAAUCUUCGAGAAACAAAUACAAGUAAAGAUGAAUCCUCCUCCGCUCCAAACUGAGCAAGUGCCGAUGCCAGUGUGUAAAUAUGAGAUUCUAGAUGGAUCGCCUACUGGACCUCCAGUAUUUUAUGCUGUCAUUGGACAGAUGGUUUAUCACAAAUGGACAUGUGAGACGGAUACCGAGAACCAAUUCUGUAUGGUGGUGCACAGUUGCUUUGUGGAUGACGGUAACGGUGAUCGGGUUCAGCUGAUUGAUGAACAAGGAUGUGCGAAAGACAAAUAUUUACUGCAAAAUCUGGAAUAUGUGUCAGAUUUAAUGGCGGGUAAAGAAGCGCAUGUUUAUAAGUAUGCCGAUCGACAAAGUUUAUUCUUCGAUUGCCAAAUAUCAGUGUCAGUAAAAGAACCGACUCAGGAAUACUGCUCCGUAUCUAUAAUUCCAACUUGUGCAGAACCACCAAGACGAAGGCGUCAGAUUUUAUUGCAGCCAAAGCCGCUAAUACAGGAAAGCUGGACUUUAUCCUCAUUUAAAAACACUUCCCCAAUAAACGAACAAAAAUUGAUGGAAAUCAGUGGAACAACAUCAUUUAAUAAAAAAGAAUUUGGAUUAGAAAUGAAGUUUAGUCUUCGAUAUGACCAAAUUGAAAAAGUUAGCUGGUUUGAUGACAAUUUCGGUAUUUACCAGGAUGUGUUCUGUAUGUCAUCAUUUGGCCUCGGUACAAUUGCAGCGAUGAAUUUAAUUAUGAUCUCAACAUCAGCUGUAUUUUUUUAUGGCAGCUGCAAGCAUUCAUUAUGUAGAACAAUGAAUCAGAUGUAA
This is a messenger RNA of Brugia pahangi, 1209 nucleotides long. NCBI's taxonomy places the organism in Eukaryota, Metazoa, Nematoda, Chromadorea, Rhabditida, Onchocercidae. The record is from the annotation of a GenBank genome assembly.